AUGUCCUCUGCUCAUGAUGCCACCACCAAGAUCUCCAUCGACAAGUUCGACGGCGACAACUACGCGACGUGGAGCCGCUACAUGCGUGGCGUGUUCCUGACCAAGUCGGCGUGGCACGUGGUGAACCGGGAGACCACCCCCACCUUCGCCGAUCCUCGCGCCAGUGACGACUACGUCAAGACGAACAACAUUGCGUUCGGCUUGAUGCUGCUGCACAUGAGCGCGGAUUAUCAUCACGUGGUUGAUGACUGUGAAGAGGCGUGGGUCGCGUGGGCACUUUCGAAGACGCUGUACGGCGGGUCGCAGAAGGCUGGACGCAUCUACUUGAAGCGCCAGCUGUUCAGCAUGGAGAUGGCGGAAGGCGGAAAUGUGAUGCAUCAUUGCAACGAAGUCCUCAACAUCAGCGCGAAGCUCAGCAGCAUCGGCGCCAAGAUGGAGGACGAGGACGUGGCGAUCUGCUUGUUGCGCAGCCUCCCCAAGAGCUACGAGAACGUCGUUCUCAACUUGGAGAUGAGCAGCGCGGAACUGCGAUCGCGAGACGUCGUGAGAGUGCUCACGAAUGAGCACAUCAAGAGGCAAGGUGACAAGACGACAUCGGUGAAGACUGAAGACGCGGCCAAGGCGUUUACCGAGCGUGAACCGCAUCACUGCACGUACUGCGGAAAAUUGGGACAUACGGUAGAACGAUGCUGGAUCAAGCAGAAGGACGAAAAUCAAGGUGGAGCUCGACGCGGCGGCAACAAUGCUCGUGGACGCGGAGCCAACAACGUUCAGUGGCGAACCAACAACAACAACGACGACAACUACGAUCGAGUUGCCUUCGCGGUUUCGCUGGAGGCUGGACUUUCGACGGGCAAGAAUAUGCCAGGGAUGUGGGCAGUCGACAGUGGUGCGACGCAUCACAUCUGCAACGACAAAGCCAAGUUUGCAAGCCUGAAUGAGCGAGAGGAAGGCGAACUAUCAGUGGCUGAUGGCAGCAAGGCUGCGAUCAAGGGUGUGGGAACCAUCAUGGAACGGGUGGUUCUGCCCAAUGGUGACGAACGCGACAACGGGUUCGUACCAAGUAUGAGCAAGAAUCUGCUUUCGGUGCCACAGAUCAACAAGGGUGGCAGGUUCCAAGUCGUGUUCGAUGGGUCCAAGAUGCAAGUGAAGCGCAAGAAUUCCACACAAGUCGUGGCAACAGCGGAUCUCGUCGAUGGACUUUACUGGCUGCGGACUCCUCAACGAUCGGCAAAUGCAGCAACACGCAAUGGGACCAUCGACUUGCAUGCGCGCAUGGGUCAUGCACCCCUCGAAGUUCUGCGCAUGAUGGUGGCCACUGGCAUGAUCAAGGACGCCAAGGCACCUCUCAACUCGACUGGUCCAAGUGUGUGUCGCGGUUGCCAGCAAGGAAAGAUGGUCCAAAAACCAUUCUUAACCAACCGUGACAAACGCCAAUAUGGUGUGUUCGAGUUGCUGCACUUCGACAUCUGCGGGCCAAUGGAACCAGUCUCGAUCGGUGGCAGCAGAUACUUACUGCUUGUGGUUGAUGAAGCCAGCGGUUGCAUGAAGGGCUUCUGUCUGCGGUCCAAGUCUGAGAGUGAAGACUGUAUCAAGAACCACAUUAUCAAGAUUCAAACUCAGUUCGGCACGAAGAUCAAGUUUGUUCGGCACGAUGGAGCGCAUGAGUUUGCGACCAGCUCCAUCAAGACCUUCUACGAAGAUCAUGGUAUCGAACAACAGAUCACGGUGCCGUAUGCACACCAGACCAACGGCACCGCAGAACGAGCGAUAAGGACCAUCGUCACGAUCGGACGCAGCUUGUUGCAUCAUGCAAAACUGGAGAAGUGUUUCUGGGCUGAAGCGGCAAUGACGGCGAUCUACAUCAAGAACCGCCUGCCUUCACCCAAGAUCGACCACAAGACUCCGUUCGAGAUCGUGUACAAGUCGAAACCAAGUGUCAAGCACAUGCGCGUGUUUGGAUGUCGGGCGUUUAUCCUGACACCAAGGGAGAAGCGAUUGAAGUGGGACCCGAAGGCUCGUGAAGGGAUGUUCAUGGGCUACGAAGAAGCGUCAAAAGCUUAUCGAGUGUACGACAUUGAGGCGGGCCAAGUGGUGAUCAGUCGUGACAUCACCUUCGACGAAUCGACUUUUGACUUUUCAAUGGACCGACCAAGUGACGAUGAUGAAGAUGCGGAGUUGGACCUCGACCUCCUGGCGAUCAACGAGGACGACGUGCGUCAAACCGUCUACAAGCAGACUGGCAAGCGCAAGAGUGAAGCAAGACCCGGCAUGUCACGUUCAGCUCGCCCUCGAACUGGGUUGGAACAAGCAAGUGCGCCGGAACACGUCUCCAACCGUCACCAGAAACGACGAUCAAGUGCUCCUGAAACGAUGUCUGAUGACGAAGAAGAUGCAAGCGUCUACGAUCAAGAUGACGACUCGACACCUCCAACAUUUUGGCGUGCAAGUGCAAACGCAGUGGAAGCAACGGACCUAGCAGAACCUGUGACUUUUCAAGACGCGAUCAAUGGUCCUGAUCAAGCUCACUGGCGAAAUGCUGUGAAGGCGGAACUCAAGUCGAUGCAUCUUCGUGGAGUUUUCCGUGCGGCAAAACUGCCAAGAGGCCAAGGCGCGAUCGGCAACAAGUGGGUGUUCAAGAUCAAGCGCAAAGCGGAUGGAUCGGUCGAGAAAUACAAGGCGCGUCUCGUUGCCAAGGGCUUCAAGCAGAAGUAUGGCAUCGACUACACAGAGACGUUCUCGCCCGUGGUCAAGUACGUGACACUGCGUAUGGUGAUCGCGAUCACCAAGUAUUUCGACUGGCCACUGGACCAACUCGAUGUGGUGACAGCCUUUCUCUACGGAGUGAUGAAGGAGAAGGUGUACUGCGUGAUACCAGAAGGCGUCGAGAUGGAUGGCGACUUCGACUGUCUCGAGUUGGUGAAGGCGAUCUACGGUCUCAAGCAAGCUUCACGUGUGUGGAACGAGACUUUCGACGAGUUCGUAUGCUCUAUCGGUUUCGAAGCGUCGGCGUUCGACCCAUGUCUCUACAUCAAGGUUGUCGACGGUCACUGUGUGCUCGUGCUGGUCUACGUGGAUGACGUGUUGGUCACCGGCAGCUCGCUCGAGUUGAUUGCGCAGACGAAGGCCGACCUCAAGACGCGUUUCGAGAUGACCGACAGUGGCAAGUCGACGGUUGUCAACGACAUCCUCAAGCGCUUCGGCAUGGAUGAGUGCAAGGCCACAGCAAGUCCGGUCGACUUGAGCACUCGGCUUGUCGGAAGCAGCGAAGCGGCCAAGAUCGACGUUCCGUUUCGUGAAGCUGUGGGAGCUUUGAUGCACUUGACGACUGCGACGCGCCCGGACAUUGCGUAUGCUGUGGGGUACGUCUCGCGCUUCAUGGAGAAUCCGCAGCAAGAACAUUGGACGGCGGUGAAGCGCAUCUUUCGUUACUUGCAAGGGACCAAGUCGCACGGACUCCGCUUCCAGCCAAGCGACAAGAUCGACUUUCGUGGCUACUCGGACGCGGACUGGGCCGGAGACCACGCUGAUCGCAAGUUGACUUCGGGUUACACUUUCAUGCUGAUGGGUGCUCCUGUGAGUUGGGGAAGCAAGAAGCAGUCAAGAAGGCAAGUGGGUGCAUCGCCUGCUAUGCGAGAUUUUGGCGGCCGCAACAACGAACCAGGACCGGACCUCGUCAUCCGUGAAGACAACCAGUCGUGCACCAAGAUGACGAAGAAUCCGGUGAAUCAUGGCUGCGCCAAGCACAUCGACAUCAAGUACCAUCACAUCCGUGAUGAGGUCAAGCGCGGUGAAGUGCAGCUCGAGUAUUGCGAGACUUCCGUGAUGAUGGCGGACAUCAUGACCAAGGGACUUUCGGGACCUCGCCACAAGAACUUGACGACGGCUCUCGGCAUUCGUGCGAGUUCGGAUUGA
Messenger RNA from Peronospora matthiolae, 3915 nucleotides. The record is from the annotation of a GenBank genome assembly. Lineage: Eukaryota; Oomycota; Peronosporomycetes; Peronosporales; Peronosporaceae.